This is a messenger RNA of Closterium sp. NIES-65, 1185 nucleotides long. Lineage: Eukaryota; Viridiplantae; Streptophyta; Zygnematophyceae; Desmidiales; Closteriaceae. The record is from the annotation of a GenBank genome assembly.
AUGCUUCUAUUGGACAUCGUAUGGUGCCACUACAUGAUGAAAGACGUCGCCAGUCUGGCGUCUGCUAAAGGACGGCUUGCUGCCGCCCGGUCUGCUCUGCGCAAGGCGCACGGUGCGGACAUGUCAAGGCUGAGGAUGCUUCAGGGAAACUUUCGACCUGAGCUAGCCACGUAUCUCCGCCUUGACCUGUUAGACGCCAUUGCAGCAUACCACAGUGGAGACCUGAUGGGAGCCCGGCCGCUACUAGCAUCGGCCCAGUCCCUCUUUCAACAGCUGCAGGUUUCAGACGAUUCAUUGGCUAGCCUGGCAGGCAUGGGCUUCUCGGCCAAUGAGGCGAGGCGUGCACUACGUGUGGCGGGCGGUGACGUGAGCCGGGCGGCGGAGUUUGUCAUCUUGCAACGGCAGCGGGAGGCAGAGAAGGCAGAAGAGGACAGAAGGCAGAGGCGGAUGGAGAGGGAGCAGCGGGCCUAUGGGAGGACGCCACGUGGCAAGAAGGUGGACAUGCGGCUGCUGGACGAGCUGGCAGCAUACGGCUUCACGCGGCGGGUGGCAGCAGGGGCACUGAGGCAGAGUGAGAACCAUCACCAGAGGGCCCUAGAAACCCUCGCUGCCUUUGAGACAAGUUUAUUCUCUCUACCCCUUUCUACCCCUCUCCACCCCGCUGUGGCAGUGGCAGAUGGGAAGGCAGAUGGCAGCAGGAGGAGGCACAGCAGAGGUGGUGGUAGUGCUGCUGCUGGAGGCAUGUCUUCAGAUGACUCAGUGGCAGCGCUGGUGGCGCUGGGCUUCUCUGCUCACCAAGCCCGACAAGCCCUAGAGGGCAGCAGUAACGACGUGGAAGCAGCAGCAGCAGCUUUGCUGCAAGGGGAGUAUGGGGAGGCUGGCAUUGGGGAGGGCGGGGGCAGUGGGGAAGGAGGGUCAGGGGAUGGGGGGAACGGGACAGGGGGAGAGGGGACGGAGGGAGGUGGAGGAGAAGGGGGGAUGGAUGUUGAGGAAGGGGAAGGGAGUGAGGGAGGGAGCGAGGGGAGUGAGGAGGAGGAGGGGGAGAGGGAUGAGGAGAUGGAAGGAGAAAUAAGGAAGGGAGUGAGUGGGGAUCCCUAUGCUGAGUACGAUCUGGAUGUUUCACUAGAAGCUGCUGCGAUAGAAGAAUACUCCAAGCUGAUUAUUGGUACCAGUGAGAAUGUGUGA